AUGCCGGGAUCGAGCUCGGAUCCGGGCAAUGGCAAGGGCAAGAGGAGCCUACCCUCCUGGAUGGGCUCCGGCGACGGCGGCGGCGGCGGAGGCGGAGGCGGGGGAAGUCCAGGCAAGAAGAAUCACGCGGAGGAGACCCACAAGAGGGCUCAAGCAGGGCCGGAUUUCUCCAAACUCUUGGAUGGUGUGGUCUUUGUGCUGUCAGGGUUCGUGAACCCCGAGAGGGGCAGGCUGCGCUCCCAGGCGCUGGAUAUGGGGGCGGUGUACCGGCCCGAUUGGUCUGAUGAUUGCACGCUUCUUGUCUGCGCGUUUGCCAACACCCCCAAGUUUCGGCAAGUCCAGUCGGAGAAUGGAACCAUCGUCAUUAAAGAAUGGAUCUCAGAAUCUCACAGCCAAAGAAAACUCGUUGAUAUUGAGCCUUACCUUAUGCAUGCUGGAAAUCCAUGGCGCAAAAAUAAAGUGCCAGUUGAUUCCAGUCAAGGUGACUUGGUUAUGGUAAUGGAAGAACUAGGAUUUAGUUUCGAUCAGAAGAAGCCACGUAAAGAGCAUGAAAAGCAACCUGAGAAGACUCAUGCUAAGACACCGCCCUCUGCUGCCACUAAGGACCUCAUAAUAGUCUCUUUUCUACAGGCAGGACGUUCAGAUGCUAUAAACAAACAAUUUUCGCCUUCAAAAAUUAAACAAUGGGCAAUGGAUGAUUUUGCAAAGACAAUAUCUUGGUUGGAGAGCCAAGAAGAGAAGCCAGAGCCAAACGAAUUAAAGGCAAUAGCUGCUGAAGGGGUUAUCACUUGUCUUCAGGAUGCCAUUGAAUCCCUUGAGCAAGGCAAUGAUAUCAGCGGAGUGGCGGAGCAGUGGAGCUUCGUCCCCCAUGUUGUGGACGAGCUAGUGCGGCUGGACAGAGAGGGCUCAUCGCUGUCUAAAGAGCAGCUGGCCAAACUAGCAACCAAAUGCAAGAAAAUCUACCAGGCCGAGCUUGCGCACAUGGACGGUGGUGACAAGAAGGGCAAGGAGCGCCCCGGGAAGGCUGGGACGGACGACGCUGAGUAUGACAGCGAUGAUACAAUUGAGAUGACGGAGGAAGAGAUCGACCUCGCUUGUAGACAGUUCUCGGGGAUUAGUAGUAGCUAG
Triticum turgidum subsp. durum (durum wheat) is the source of this 1128-nucleotide messenger RNA. The record is from the annotation of a GenBank genome assembly. Lineage: Eukaryota; Viridiplantae; Streptophyta; Magnoliopsida; Poales; Poaceae.